Messenger RNA from Cavenderia fasciculata, 279 nucleotides. RefSeq lists its product as uncharacterized. The record is from RefSeq and is a predicted model, not a curated record. The coding region runs from base 1 to 279 and encodes 92 amino acids. The transcript is spliced from 2 exons. Gene Ontology annotation, molecular function: calcium ion binding. Lineage: Eukaryota; Evosea; Eumycetozoa; Acytosteliales; Cavenderiaceae.
AUGGGUAGAACAACAAAAUGGUAUAAUGAAACAGAAGUUGCCGACGCUUUCAAGAGAUUCGACAAGGACAAGGAUGGAUUUAUCACCCGUUUCGACUUGCUCCAAAUUAUGAAUAGCUUCCCAGAGAUGAGCGAAGCAAGUAAGAAGUGCAUCAACUAUGAAAUCCUCGAGUUGCCAGAAAGAGUAUCUCUGUCAAAAUUCAUUGACGUUGCCGAUGAUGAAUGUGAAACUCCAUAUCCAGGUUUAUUAGAAUUAAUUAAAAUGAUGGUAAGAAAGUAA